Messenger RNA from Thermothelomyces thermophilus ATCC 42464, 2065 nucleotides. RefSeq names its product RanGTP-binding-like protein. The record is from RefSeq and is a predicted model, not a curated record. Gene Ontology annotation, molecular function: GTPase regulator activity. The transcript is spliced from 3 exons. Lineage: Eukaryota; Fungi; Ascomycota; Sordariomycetes; Sordariales; Chaetomiaceae. Bases 1 to 1917 code for a protein of 638 amino acids. Gene Ontology annotation, cellular component: cytoplasm; nucleus.
AUGGAUGCACUCCUGCAGACCCUUGGAGCUCAGACUGUCAACUUCGCCAUCAGAUCUGGCCUCGCUCUCACAUCACGCUAUGCUGUACAACAGUGUUCCCGACUGCUGAAGUCGGUCAAUGACAAGGCGGUUCGCGCUGAGCUUAGGACGUUGCAAAAGGUUCUCGACGACAGAAUCAAGAUCCUCUCACCCGCUCUCGACCUCAUCGAGUUCAAAUCAAGCAGGGGCAAUGCAUUCCUAGAAGCGGCGGUGCCUCUCGCCAAAUCACUUCACCGGGAAAUCGUUCGCCUUGGGAAGCGCCUCGACAGCGCGGCCACUGCCGAAGAAGAAUGCUAUGGCUCAAGCGCCAACCGCCGUGGGAGCCGUGUGUCGGAAGCACACCAUGCCGAGCUACUCGCCAUCGUUAGAGACAUCAAGGAGCUGCUCGCGCGCAUCGACCGAGAUAUCCCGCUCCUGCAGUUUGCCAUCACGGUGUCAGGUGAGAAGAUGUCCAGCACCAUGACGCCUGGAAUCUCGCCGUCCAGGAUGAUGCAGGCUAGUGCUCUGCUCUCCUUCGCAGAUGCGCAAUUCGUUGCAAAUCCCCGUCAUCCCAUGCAAGUUGGGUCUUGCUUUACCCUCUCCCUAUACAUGUUGUUUCUUGGCCACUCCCAGGUUGGUCCGAGUCCCGGCUCGGAAGAUGUCUCGCCUUUGACUCCGCCUGGCAAUAAGGACCAUAGAGCCAAGGAAGUUCCUUACGGCCUUGGAGAAGGUGAGAGAAAACCUAUCUGGCAGGAGGUGAUCCAUAAGGCGCGAGUACGGCUUUGCCGAGUCCCUGCCGACUGGACCUUUGAUCCUGCUCAGGGAUACAAACCCGGCCAUUCCUACGGCUCACACUUCCCCGAAGCUGUUUCGCGGAGGAGAGCUGUCUCAUUACGAGGGCUGUCAGAUGGGUACUCGUACCACCUAGAGAUCAUAGAAGACUUGGAUGACGGGAGGCUGCAUGACGGGGAUGAAUCGAGAUCUCGGCCCUACGAGGAUAUCCCAAUGGCCGGCCUCCGAGAAUCCAUACCGAUACACCAGAUCUCCAAGAUUUUUUACACAGACACUGGAAGAAUUCUCAACAUCGGAAACAACGAUGAAAGGGGCAACAACCCAGUUCUCCUCCUGAAGAGGGACAUCAACGCAAAGUGCCCAAUCAGAAUGCGGCAAGAGUGGUUUGAAGAGCCAGAGCCGGAAAAAGAGACUGAGUCACCCUCUAGUACUGCAGAUGAUUCAUCCGAAUUUGACGAACAGGAGGACGUUGAUCGACAGCUAUGGGAGGAAAGUGAACAUUCUCCCAAGUCAUGGGCAAGCCAGGACGGCACUCGAGCUACGUGCUUGCCUGCACACCUGGAUCCUGAAUGGCUGGCGUUGGAAGUGUACACAGAGGAAGACGGCAGCGAUGAUGAGGAUGAAGCGGACGAAGUGGACGAAGAAGGUGAUGACACUAGAAGCGAGUCUGGAGCCCGGCAACAGGUAUUGAGUGGCAGCGCCCAAGCGUCUGGCGACGGGCUCUCGCCGGAUUCCAAUAUCCUGGCUCAGCUUGAGCACGUCUCCAUUAGCGCAAGUUCGCCUGCUCAGGACCCUGGUAGGCAGCCCGCAGUCUGUAUCCAGAAGCCCCGGGAGGACGUAGGGGCCUCCUAUGUCACGCGGUCUCCGUUUGGGUCGAUCACAUCGUCCCUAUCGCUGCUGGAAAUGCUGAUCCGACUCACUAGCCUGCAGGAAUUCCAGCAGGCAUCGCACUUGGCCAUACCGGAUCACAUUCUGAUGUUCUUCUUGGAAGAGACCUCAACGACAGGUCUCCACGGCGAAGCACACUGGCAAGCGCGGACUGAUGCGAAGCGGCGGAUGGGGUUUGAUCCUUAUACAGACAGCUUUCCGGCGCAAAACGGGGAGUAGGGUAGAGAUGAGAACGUUGGGGAGCAGUUCUUGCGGGCUUAUCUCGCGACAACGAGCCACGCCAACCCCGUGUCGCUACCUCUGCGAUUCUUCAUUUUGCACGCAUAAUCCACGGCUAGCUUCGGCACAAUUCACAAGACUGUCAUCG